UUACUUUCCCCGUCCAGAGCGCUCCAGAGACAGUCGGCUAAUACCCCGCCAGUAAGAGGUUUACCUGCCCCUGAAGCUGAGGUCUGUGUCGGUGGAUUGUACGACUCAAACUACAGAUUUUAUUCCCAUAAAGAGACGGAGCAACCGUUCAUCGUACAGAUUCCUGAAGUUUCUGAAGAACCCAGAAGACCGACAGCCGACAGCAGACAGCAGACAGCGAGGCUGCCAGAGAACAUAUUCUUCAUCCCUUCAUCCUCUUUGUCUGAGGAGAGAUAAAGACGAAAGAGGGUGUGUGUUUGGAGGAGAAAAGCACCCAGUGUUUGCUUGGAUAUGGCUCUUCUGUGUAUGAGAGAAAGACAGAGGGAGCUGAGCUGAGGUCAAGGCCUUCCUCCUCUCCUCCCCCCCCUACAGUCACAUGUCAGCGUGAGGCACAACCCCGGGGUUGCUAUCACUACGCUGACCGACCCAAAUACUUGUAAACUCACUUGGAGAAACGACACAGACUGAAUCCCUCAGCUGAAAGAGCUUCUGUUUAUUUACACCCAGCUUCUUUUCUCCUGCUGGUUUUAAUUUAGAGGCGCCUGCUUCUACCCAGCGAGCACGCAGAGACUGAAUCACCUCACAUCGACCUGUCAGAAUGCCGGCCAAGACACCGAUGUACUUAAAAACUACAACUCCCAAGAAGGGAAAGAAGCUGAAGCUUCGUGACGUCCUCUCAGGCGAUAUGAUCAGCCCCCCGCUGGGCGACGUACGUCACAGCGCCCACGUGGGGCCCGAGGGGGAAGGUGACAUGUUUGGAGACGUGGGUUUCCUCCAGGGUAAGAUGAGCAUGCUGCCGUCCCUGAGCCGGACUCAGAACUGGCACUCGCGCUCGCACAGCGUGGAGAGACGCCUGGAUGACGACUUCACCACGAAACAGGACUCGCACAACUACGGCUACAACGGGUACCACUACCAGCACUCCUCCGCCGGCCUGCUGAAGACCACCAUCUCCAUGCCUGUGUUCAUCGCCCACGAACAGGCUCCGCCCAAACCCCCACGCCUCCACCUGGACGACCCCUCUCCUCCUUCUCUGCCCUCCCAGCAGAACCACUUCCACCACCACCAGCAGCCCUCGGAGACGAGCCACAAACAGGCCAACGGGUUCAGUCACACAGACAACCACAGCCAGUCGCUCUUUGAGAACGGGGUGGUGGGCCGCUUGGCGUCCGAGCCCUGCCGUGACAUCUCCCUCUCGCCCUCCAUCCGCAGGCUCGUCCCCUCCUCCGGCUCCUUCUCAGAGGCCUCCUCCGAGGACUCCAUGUCGGAAACCUGUGGGCCCCUGGACGUUCGCCGGGGCCUCAGCCUGGACUCUGAUGCCGGCCUGAGCAACGAGGAUCUGAGGAGCGAGCGCAGUGAGUCGCCCUGCACUACCUGCCAUCCAGCCGGUCUCACAGCCCCAUCCGGCGUGCCGCGCUCAGACUCUAUGGCUGGGUUAGACCUGGAUCUGGGCCCAUCCAUCCUGGAGGAUGUCCUGAGUAUCAUGGACCGCUACAAGACUGAGGACAACCGCUGUGAGCUGUGAAGAAAGAUGAAUGUGAUGUACAGAUAUUUUUUUAUACAUGGUUUAAUAAAUCCUUAAAAACUUAAACACUAACGGAGGACAAGGGAUGGAGGGAAGGAGGGAAGGAGGGAUGGGAAGUGUCUUUUUGAAGAUUGUGUUUAAAGGACAGAUGUAAGAGAGGAACGUGGACGUCGCUGCCCGACAUGACAACAAGGCAACAGGCUGGUCCUUUAGAGCCUUCAUCAAACCUCAUACACAUUUAAACUGUAAGCUAACAAAGAGAAGAACUGCAUUCACCUUGAUAUCACAACACAUUCCUCUUUUUCUCUGGACACCCGCCGCUACCCGCCGUGUAUUGUCUCCUAAUCUGUCUCGUACUGAGAGUUUUCUGCUCGUUAAUGGUUAACACGUUUCCAGCUGAGUCGGAUAAAGUGCAGACUGACCUGGAGAGAGAAAAAGGGGAGAAAUGAGCACCUGUGGACAACAUUCAGGACUCGCUUAUCCGUCAUGGAAACCACAGCUACUAAUAACAUGUACAACAGCAGCAGGGCUCAAUCAUAAACUGAGCUACAAACACAGAGUUUUUAUGCUGAAAGCCAUAUUCUGUCCUCAUUUUGACUGCCGGAAAUGUCAUUUUCUGAACUAAAAUGUGUCUGAUUGUUAAUAUCUUCACUUGUUUACUGUAAUGCUUCAAUGCCAGAUGAAAUGUGAAGAACUUCUGAUUUUACUGUCCUUCUGCGACGGAUGGAGACGAAGCUAAAGUGGCGUCUGUCUGCCCUCUAGUGGCGAACAGCAGCUCCGACACUUCAGUGGCAGAUUUAUUUUGAUCGGAGAGAAACUGAGGAAGCUUAUUCUUGUAGUUCAACUAAUAAAAUGCUCUAAGUGUAAGAAAUGUUGCUGCUUUGUAGAUCAUCAGAUCUUUUUAAAAAUCCCUCCUCUUCCGUUGUUGUUGGCUCACUGUCGGCCUCCAUAACAUUCACUGUCUGCAUUAUCACAGUAGCCUAUUAUUCAAAUGUCAUUUAUGCUGUAUAUAUAUAUAUAUACAUAUCACUGUAAAUGUAAAAAUAAAACGUUCCUUUA
Morone saxatilis (striped sea-bass) is the source of this 2623-nucleotide messenger RNA. RefSeq lists its product as uncharacterized. The transcript is spliced from 3 exons. NCBI's taxonomy places the organism in Eukaryota, Metazoa, Chordata, Actinopteri, Moronidae. The coding region runs from base 638 to 1564 and encodes 308 amino acids. The record is from RefSeq and is a predicted model, not a curated record.